AUGGCUGCACGUCUGUCGCAAAUCUCUGGCCAUAUCAGCAACAACUAUGGGCGAGGCUUAUUGAAUGGUGAAGUCGCCAUCAUCACUGGUGCUGCUCAGGGCAUUGGACGCAGUGCAGCACUUCUUUUCGCAAAAGAAGGCGCGAAAGUGGUCGUCAGCGACCUUGACGAGAAGAAAGCGCAGGCUGUUGUUGACGAAAUCAAGGCGGCAGGUGGCGAUGCCAUCGCUGUCGGGGGAGACGUCGGUGCAGAGGACUUCCCCAAGAACAUUCUUGAGGCAACGAUCAAGGCAUAUGGAAAACUCAACCACAUUGUUAACAAUGCUGGCUUUACGUACGAUCGAAUGCUUCACACAAUGCCAGACGACGCCUGGGACAUCAUCAUGAAAAUUCACGUUCGCGCGCCUUUCCGCCUAAUUCGCGCCGCAGCGCCUUACAUGCGCAUCAAGGGUGAAGGACGCGAGAACAGAAGUAUCACCAACGUGUCCUCUGUAUCUGGUCUUCACGGGAACGUCGGCCAAGCCAACUACGCGGCGGCGAAGUCUGCCGUCGUAGGUCUGUCCAAGACGAUCGCAAAAGAAUGGGGCGCCUUCGGGGUCCGCGCAAAUACUAUCGCAUUUGGCUACGUUCUCACUCGACUGACGGCGGCCAAAGAAGCAGGCGUGACUAUUGAAAUCGAGGGGAAAAAGGUCGCACUCGGUGUCCCCGGUGCUAAACCCCCGUCAGACUCCGAUGCAAAGUCUUUUCCCCACAUUCCACUUGCCCGACCUGGAACUGCCGAUGAAGCUGCUGCUGCCAUGUUGUUCCUCGCAUCGCCCUUGGCAUCCUAUGUGACAGGGCACACGCUCGAAGUGACUGGUGGGACCGGCAUCUAAGUGUCUAGGCACCUGUAUUUACAGCCCAUGUGAAUCCAAGCUUUUCUGUAACUAU
Messenger RNA from Heterobasidion irregulare TC 32-1, 928 nucleotides. RefSeq lists its product as uncharacterized. The record is from RefSeq and is a predicted model, not a curated record. The transcript is spliced from 9 exons. Gene Ontology annotation, molecular function: oxidoreductase activity. The coding region runs from base 1 to 873 and encodes 290 amino acids. NCBI's taxonomy places the organism in Eukaryota, Fungi, Basidiomycota, Agaricomycetes, Russulales, Bondarzewiaceae.